Messenger RNA from Phytophthora nicotianae INRA-310, 1311 nucleotides. RefSeq lists its product as hypothetical. The record is from RefSeq and is a predicted model, not a curated record. Bases 1 to 1311 code for a protein of 436 amino acids. The transcript has a single exon. NCBI's taxonomy places the organism in Eukaryota, Oomycota, Peronosporomycetes, Peronosporales, Peronosporaceae.
AUGACAAUCUUUGGCACGUCAAUCCCCGAUGGAUUGUACAUCCGACAGGAGUAUUGGAACCUCCAUGAUAUCAUCAAGCAACGAUUGAGGUCAGAUCGAUCGCUCCGUAGAAUUCUUGUGGUUGGAAGUCCUGGGAUUGGGAAGUCGGUGUUUGGGGUGUUCUUGCUGCUGCUGUUCAUGACGGAGCAAAAAGAUGUCGCCUACCGCCGGCUUGGUGAUAAAGUGAUCUACUUUACUUGGAACGCGGAUGGUUACAAGUGCUCAUGUACGCCGUAUGCUGGGAGAACCUACGAUGGAUUAUUUGAUGGAAAUGAAGCCGGUGAAGCAUUGUGGCUAAGUGACUUCGACCGUGCGUUUCUAUUCGCCAAACCGUGCACCAAGAAUUACAACGAGUUUGUCAAGGCGGUUUGCUUCAAGAUGUAUAUGAAUCCAUGGACAAAAGACGACUGCCAGAGGUUCGCCGAUGCAAUGAAGUUGGAGGACCAAGACGAGUGGUUACGGAGGUUCAAUCUUGUUGGGGGCAAACCAAGAUUCUUGUUUUCAUCAUCCGAAACGUUUGAUGACUUGGUACAACGAGUGAAGGAAGAUAUUCCCCACAAUCUCGAUGAGUUGAAGGACCAAGUUCGGCUUUUCCAGCAGAAAGUGUUCGAAGAUCGGAUGAAGCACAUUGUAUUUCAUUUGUAUCGCAAUGAGAACGCGCCCAGUCGUGCUUACUUGGCGUAUUCAUCUUUAACAGUCGAGGCGAUCAUGAAUGCGCGUUAUAAAGUUGGUUCCGCCGAUGAAAUUCGCGCAUUGUUGCAGACUCCAGCCCCGAAUUUGCAGUCGUGGCGAGGCAAAGAAAUUGAGAAAUUUCUUCUGCAAGAACUUGCCACCAGCAAGUUUUGUAUGAGAGCACUCGAAGGAAGCGGUGUCGGAACCGUCACGCGACAUGGUCCAUUGAAUGCAGCGUCGGAGAUCAUUCAAGCGUCAUCUGAAAUCCAGAAUGAGUUGGUGCUGUACAUCCCGCUAUCGAAGACUUUUCCAGCAAUUGAUGGUGUGCUUGUCGUCCCACAAGAUGGUCGUAUUAUCUACGCCCAGUCGACAGUGGCCACAGCUCAUCCCAUCAAAUAUCAACAGCUAAAAAAUGUCUAUCAGGAUUUGACGCAGCGCCAAGAGUUUCAAGGCUAUACGCACAUCCUUCUCUUCAUCGUCUCGAACGAAAUCUACGACGGUUUUACUGUUCAAUCCUACAAGAAUGCGGACGGGAAGAAUCGCACAGCGAGAGUUGAUAUCGACGUGACGCAGUAUGUUGGAAAGAUCAGUCGGCAAUAG